Molecule: messenger RNA, 1552 nt
Organism: Nilaparvata lugens (brown planthopper)
Lineage: Eukaryota; Metazoa; Arthropoda; Insecta; Hemiptera; Delphacidae
Product: THAP domain-containing protein 1
Exons: 1
Coding region: 1061-1438 (125 amino acids)
Molecular function (GO): sequence-specific DNA binding
Source: RefSeq, a predicted model, not a curated record
GAAAACUUCAGAAUAAAAUAUAUAAAUACCUUUAGUUUUGCAGGAUUUCAAAUGAAAUCAAUACAUCUCAAUUUCUUUGCGAAUAAUGGGUCAAUUUUCGCGCCAAUAAGUGUUUGAAAGCAAGCAGUUCACAAAAAAGCCUUGAACAGAGGAGUAGUUUGGGUGAAUAAAACUUUGAGCAUCACAACUUCCUGAAUGAUAUCUAAUGCACAUUGAAACUUUUUUCAGUUCCAACAAUUCAUUGGGAAGGGGAUCAAGAAUAAACUUCGAAUACUGGGGCACCGAAUAAGAAGUACAUUAACUACUUCAAAACCCAAUUGCGAUCGUAGCAGACGCGACACAUUGCAGUACAAAAUUCCGCUUGCUUUGUAAAAUCAGUUGAUGUUUCAAAUCUUUCCAGUUCUUUUAAAACUUCAGCAAAUGUUUUUCUACGUUUAAGCUCAGUGCCACAUCUAGUUCUGAAAACGCCUUUAGAUCACAUUACUUCUUAUUUUCGAAUCAUCCUUAUGUAGGAACAAACUUUGCUCUGAUACUUAUACCCACAAACAGGGUACUUAUAUUAAUUUUCAGUGCAAAAUUAUUUCAAUAUAAAAAUAUUAAGAUGAAUCACAAUCUCCAACACCCAUUGUACCUACUUUAUUUAAAUUAUUGUAAUUUCCCUGUUUGUUAAGAUGAAUUGUGUUUACAAGUUCGGAAACUUUUUUCUUUUCAAUGAUUGUACUCCAACUGGAGUCACUUUUGCCAGGUGUAGCCUUCCACUAGUUUCUUCAUAUUAUGAUUAUAGAAGGGUUCUGUUCAAUUUGUUAACAUAACAAUGGAUGGACUCAUUCGCUUUCUCCAAUCAGUGUGAUUCAAUAAUUGGAGAAUGAAUGAAUGAUUCCUCAAGCUCGAAAUCGUAGAUAGCUCUGAUUAAGAAUGGAAGUUCUGUCCCAAAUUCCUAGUCAUUGAUCAGCCUUCAUUUCUUGCAGUAUAUAGUUCAUUUUUAGUUUCUUUUGUUUCAGACAAAAUCAGGGAAUUGAUCAGGACACUCAACGCUGAAAAGAAAAUUGUCAGCCGAAAUAUGUGUGCAGUCAGAGGAUGCAGAAAAAGCAGAUCUACUCAUCCAGACCUACAUUUCUAUCGUUUCCCUGUCAAUAGACCUUCCAUAUGCGAAUUAUGGGUCAAAUUCUGCGCCAAUGAGAGUUUGGAUGCAUCAGUUUCCAAAAAAACCGUGAAUUAUAGAGUAGUUUGUGAAGAACAUUUUGAGCAUGACGACUUCCUGAAUCCUCUGAGACUCAGAUUGAAGCCCUAUGCCGUUCCAGCAAUUCAUUCAGAAGCGGUAAAAAAAGAAACUUCUUCCAAUAUCGACCCGGAAAUUGAAGUGCAUAAACUACUCCAACCCCCAAUUGCAGGCGAGACUCAACCCCUGCUGACCAAAGAUCCGCUUGCUUUGGAUUAGUUUUACAGUUUUGGGAGGAAAUAAUUGGCAUUUGGAUUUGAGUAGCAGAAAUUUUAUAGUAUAUUGUUGAAUGUAUCCGCAUAAUGAUUUGAUCUAUUAAAUGUUCAAACUUAA